Messenger RNA from Momordica charantia (bitter melon), 738 nucleotides. Its product is annotated as small polypeptide DEVIL 11. Gene Ontology annotation, biological process: negative regulation of cell population proliferation. The record is from RefSeq and is a predicted model, not a curated record. NCBI's taxonomy places the organism in Eukaryota, Viridiplantae, Streptophyta, Magnoliopsida, Cucurbitales, Cucurbitaceae.
AAUACCGCCGGAGCCUCCCUCUAAAAUCCACUUUCUCUCACUACAAAUUUCCCCCAUUCUUCUCUCAAAGCUCCGAUCUUUCACUCACUUCAGUUCUCAAAUGGCUUCUGUUUCCUCUGCCGUUGCGCCGCCGUUCUACCUGGAGGAGAAAUGGAAGCUGUCGAAGAAGGAAGCUCCGGCGAGAAGCCGGUCGUCGGCGUCGUAUCCUCUGAUGAGAAAUUCGUCGGAGAGGAGAUGUUCUUUCACCAGGAAAUGUGCGAAAUUGGUCAAAGAACAGAGGGCUCGAUUCUACAUCAUGAGGAGRUGCGUCACCAUGCUCAUCUGCUGGCAUAACCACAGCGACUCCUGAAAUCUCAAAUCCCCUGUUUUUCUUCUUACACUCUGAAAUUUUUCGAAUCAAAAUCAGAAUCAGAAUCUGAAAUCUGAAUCGGUUCUCUGAGAUUUGGGGCCUGGAAAUGGGCCGAUUGCAGCCAAACCCAGAUGGGAUUUUCCAGAAAUGUUUGCAAAUCCGGAUCUGAGAGAAACAGAGCUAGAGAGAGAGAGAGAGAGAGAGAGAGAGAGAGGGAUAUACUUGUGAAUAGUUAUAUGUAGUAGUAGUUUUGGAAUGGAAUCUGUGCUGGGUUUGUUUUUGGGGAAUUUUGAUUUUGAUUUUUGUUGUGAUGGGCGAUUAACCAGGAUUAGUCUCUGUAACUUCGAUUGUUUUUUGGUCUAAUCAAAUGCAAACUUCACUUCACUUCA